Molecule: messenger RNA, 7880 nt
Organism: Gigantopelta aegis
Lineage: Eukaryota; Metazoa; Mollusca; Gastropoda; Neomphalida; Peltospiridae
Product: zinc finger and BTB domain-containing protein 46-like
Exons: 4
Coding region: 159-1595 (478 amino acids)
Biological process (GO): regulation of transcription by RNA polymerase II
Cellular component (GO): nucleus
Molecular function (GO): RNA polymerase II cis-regulatory region sequence-specific DNA binding; DNA-binding transcription activator activity, RNA polymerase II-specific
Source: RefSeq, a predicted model, not a curated record
CAACCACAAAGGGAGAUAAUUCAAACAUUUGUGGUCAAGAAAUGAUAGCGUCACUUUUAUGGAAAGCAGAUUGAUAACAGUAAAUUCGAUUAAAUAUGCUUUCUUAUUGACCAGCUAAUAAUAUACUACCUUAUAAUUUGGAAAUAUUGGAUAAUAAAAUGGAUAAGCAGUAUUCUGUCCAGUUUUUUACCAAGUUUGUGGAAGCGAUGCAGAAAUUCUGCCGAGACUAUAUUGAAUUUGAACAGGCAGUGGAGCUGAGUGGCUACCUUUCUCUGGAGAUAGACAAUUACAAGAAGGAGAGAUAUGUUCUCAGUGAGAUGGUUCACAGUACUGGUGAUGUGAUCAGUGAGAGUUACUGUGUGAAAGCCUUCAAGACUAUGAAACGUCUGCCGUCAAGGAGUUCUGAAGCAGAUCUUGUACUCAGGGACAACACAAACAUGCGCCGAUCAGGUGGAUAUACAGAUUCUCAGUCUUUACAUCAAAACAUUCCUUCUUCAGGACAUUCAUACCGAUCUCGCAUUCAUCCUGCAGGGACAAGUCAUUCUAGUCAUCUUUCCAGUUUCUCUGAACAGUCAUCCCAAAGAUAUGUACAGUCACAGUCUCCAAUGAGACAAACCCAGCCUCCGUCUUUUACACAGGGUAGUUCUGGACAUGGUAGAGAGCCACAAGAUUCGCUAUCAUCGAGAGGGCGACCCAUGCAGAUUCAACCUCGACAUUCCAUCCAGGUUCCUGAGGGCCGAGGACAGAAACGAUCCAGCACUGAUGGGACUGGGGAUGGUUCAAGUAAAAAAGAAAAAACAGACAGUGAUCUGGAGUCUUUAUAUAAUGCAGCAACAAAUAUUGCAUCUUCAUCAGAAACUACAGCAGCAACUAUAGGCGACAUUGCAUCGACCACAGCAUCUGAACCUGUGUCCACAAGUAAUGAAAGCAUUCGUCUGCCAUUAACAGACAUGGUGACAAUCAAAGAAGAGAAUGAUGUCAUUUUAUUAGAUGAUGAAGGUGGUGGUCCAAGUCAGUUAGAUGUUGGUUCAUUUGCAAACGACAGUAACUCAAGUUCAAAUUUAGUAGACAAUUCAUCGCUUGGUGCAGGUGACAUGUUUGGUUCUUCAGUGGCUGGCACAGGUGAAGGAAAUCCAUCAGGAUCUUCCAUGUCAAAUGAGGCAAUGGAAGAGACCACCAUAUCUGAUCAAUAUUCACAGUCGUCGGAAGCAACAACAACCCAGAACAUCGAUCCAGCAGUACCUGGUUCAGAUACCAACAAAAUGACGACACUUCCAGCAACUGUGUCCGAGUCAUUGAGCACCUUAUUUAACAUGGUACGGAGAGCAAAGCCGUGUAAAGUACUGUCGUGCACACAGUGCGACUACCAAACCGACCACAUCCACAACCUGAAACGUCACCAGCGGCGCCACACCGGAGACUACUUCUGGUGCCAUCUCUGUACACGUCGGUUCUGUGACCGCUACGAUUUGUCCCGCCAUCUCAAAGAUCACACAGGUCAACACAAGUGCAAGUAUUGCCGCAAAAACUUCAAGUCACAGCUAGAGCUAAGAGUACAUGUGUCAACCUCUCAUUCAAUCUACCAACAGUCUUAAUUCACAGACAUUAUAAUAAUUAAAGUCACAGAAAUAAUCUGAAAUUUACUGAUUUGAAACCCCCUCCUUUUCUCCCCGUACCAGUAUUGCGUUGAAUUAAUGACACAAAAAUAAUAGAAAAAUUAAAUUUUACAGCUUCCAACCUCCUAUUAAGCAUAAUAAUGAAGAUUAACAAGACUGAAUUCAGUAUACAGCAAAAUAAACACACACCCUGUAAAAAUUAUUUCACUCAGGACAUUAAUUUGAUAACAACUGGUAACUUGUAUAUAUGGAUAUAUAUAUUUUGAAUGACUUUUAUAAUUUUGUUUGGCCAUUUUAAAAACAUAAUAAAUUUGUACAUACAAAAUGAUUUUAGACAAAAAUUGAUAUUGAGAUACUGGUACUACAAAACAUUAAAUAUAUGAUAGCCAAAAAUGCAUUGGUUAUAGAGAUAUUCAUAUUCUAAGCAUUCUAAGCAAGAAAACUGUAAUUUUAAUGAUGAAAAAAAUUAAUACAUAUUUGCCGACGUUUUAAAAUGGCUACAAACUUGGGAUAGAUCCUUUAAUUGUUCCUCUAUUUUAAAUGAUGGAAUUGAUAUGUAAGUAUGUUAGGAUUGGUGUUUGUUUUCACGUGUACAUAAAGAAAACAAGUAUUAAUAAAUAUCUUUGACAGUGAAAUGAUAAAUAGGUGCAUGGUCCUUAGAAUUAAAAUCCUUCUUAUAUUUAUAUAAUUUUAAGUAAUUGUGUAAUUGAAAGUUGAUCGGUUGGUGUCAAUGAUCAAUGAUGAAACCAAUCAAUUACCAACACUAGUACUCGGGUUGAGUUGCAAGCAAUUACUAAUAAUGUGACAGAUCCCAGCUCUUGGAUGUCAAACAUAUGGUCAUUUCGACACAGUCAUAGAGAUGAAACCCGCUACAUAUUUCCAUUAGUAGCAAGGGAUCUUUUCUAUGCACCAUCCCACAGACAUGAUAGCACAUACCAUGGCCUUUGAUAUACCAGUCUGUUUUCUUUGUUCAUUAGUCCCAACAGUUUUCCAGUUAACAGUAGUGGGGGGGGGGGGGGGGGGGAGAGAAAGCACCCCCCCUCCUAAAAAAGUUUAUAAAAACACCACCAUUUAGCUGCCUAUAACUUGCAAUACUUUUAGGGGAUGUUAUUUUGGCAUCACUUACCAUCUGGUAUGGCAAAUAAUUAUAUUUAGGAUACAAUUUGUAAAAAAAUAAACAACAAAAUCAUUUGUUUUCUUAAUAAAACUAUAUUCAUCCAUUUAUUUGUCACAUACAUUUAUCCUUACAUACUACAACAAAACAUAAACUGAACCUAAAGACAGAGAUCGUUCAGCAACAUAUAUCCAGUCAACAAAAUGAGCCAAGUUGCACCAUGUUCUAAACACAUGUACUUACUCAAUGCUACAAAAGAAUGGAAAAAUAUCUUUCAUUCGACAUCCCAGCACACUUUUAAGUAUGGCUUUUAGGUGUCUAACAUAUGGUCACUGUAUCUGAUGUUUUGCUCAGCUGAUAGCUCUGGCAUAUAAUUGAUUUUGUAAGACUUUUUUUCACCUUAUGUGAAACACAUAUCUGUUUGAGAUUUUUGGCCACAUGUGUCAAAACCUUGUCAUGUGCUGGCAACAUGAGCUGUCAGCCAAGUUCAGUUCACUAAUUGAAUGAACAAUGAAAACAAAAUUUACAUCAGUGACCUAACUCUUUGUGUGUGGUAAAAUUGCUAUAAGCUAACAGUAACAGCUGAGCAAACAGUGUAAGUAAUGUUUGUUUUUUCAACUAGUUCAUGUUUUGUGAGCGACAUUGGUAUGACUGCCUAAAACCUCCCUAAUUAGCUACCUGUAAUUCUGAAUGGGAGCUAGAAGUGGGAUAUGAACUACGUGUAAUUCUGAAUGGGAGCUAGAAGUGGGAUAUGAACUACGUGUAAUUCUGAAUGGGAGCUAGAAGUGGGAUAUGAACUACGUGUAAUUCUGAAUGGGAGCUAGAAGUGGGAUAUGAACUACCUGUAAUUCUGAAUGGGAGCUAGAAGUGGGAUAUGAACUACCUGUAAUUCUGAAUGGGAGCUAGAAGUGUGAUAUGAACUACGUGUAAUUCUGAAUGGGACCUAGAAGUGGGAUAUGAACUACCUGUAACUCUGAAUGGGACCUAGAAGUGGGAUAUGAACUACCUGUAAUUCUGAAUGGGAGCUAGAAGUGGGAUAUGAACCUAAUAACAACCAUCAAGCCUACAGAUUACCAAGGCUAUCUUAGAGCUACGAUACUAUAAAACCAUCUUAGACACUCGCCAUAGUCUACAAUAGUUUUACAAUAUCGGAGCGCUAAGAUAGCUUCGAAAAUAUGGGUUCAGGUCGAUUGAUAAUUGUCAUGUACCUAAAAGCUAUCAAUAAAACAAUGUGCUGUGGCAUCAUUAAACAGACAUUCUGAAGACCAAGGACUAAAAAACUUAGUUACUUUAGGUCAUGCUGUUUGUCCCUGUUCCUUCACUGAAGUAGAUUGUUUUGGUGGGUUUAUAGUAGUCUGACCCUAAAGUGGCUAGGCCACUGCUACAACCUUAUUUCUAGUGUACAACACUUCCCAGACUGCUAAAUCAUUGGAAGUGGAAUUUAAACAGAUUUAGCUAGAUUAUUUCAAGUACAAGUCCAAGUGAUGAACAGUUUACUAAUGGUAUCCAGGAAUUGAAUUUGGGGAUUGUUUUUUUUAAAGAUUCCACCAGAAUCAUAAACAUGAUUUAAUAUAAAUAUUUUGGAAUUCUGUCUCAAAAUCUUAUGCCUCUGAACCAAAUUCUGUAAUUCAUGGAAGCAUGGGAACUGUGCUAAAUUCGCAGCCUGGUAUAAACCGAAUGAAUUUCCAUGGACGUGUUAUGCAUAAUGGUAAAAAAGCUCCAACAAUUGUCACUGUACAUAAAAACUUUAUGCUUAGACUAAGUUCAGUCUGAUGUCAACCUACUAUCUUAGUACUGUUUACCUAUCAUCAAAUAAAAAAUAAAUCCAGACUUAAUAUUUAGGACAUGAAAGCCAUGUCUCCUAUAGCACUUGGUAGCUAUAGGACACAUAAGUGGACUUGUGGUUUGAUGAUAAACAUGGCACAGUUAUCUACCUAGAGAACAGAACUGGGUUCUCGAGCCUCCAUAGCACUGUGAACUUUUCUUUCAAAACAUAUCAUCAUUGUUUACAUUAAUACUAUGUAAUAAAACCUACACAUGCAGUUGAUGCAUAGAAAUAAAACAAUAAAGGUAAGUAACAAGUUUAAAAAAUACUCAUCCCAAAUGAAUGUUAGGAUCAGACUUUCUCUAAUGACACACAAAUGAAAUGGCACAUUUAUAACAAGCAAGUGAACAUAUUAAAAUACUGACUAAAAUAUUUAAAAACAUCUCUAAUAUUUAUAUAUCAAAAACAUAAAUAUCAAGUAGUACAAUGAAGGAAUGAAUAUAUUUACAUUCACAAAACUGCAAUAUUACUUUGGAUACGAAAUUUAUUCUGUAAAAAACAGCUCUGUGAUAUAAAAUGUUAAAAUGUAUUCUUCAAUCUAAAGUUUUAUAAGCCUGGGACAUAACUAAUUUCUCAACCAGGAUGAAACUGUUUUGUUUUUCUACAUGAUAACCCAGUUUGAUUGUUCAAUGGAUAAACCUGAACAUACAUAGAACAAUUAAAAUAUGCAUUUAUCGUUAUGCUCAUUUUCUUUUGAUGUGAUAACAUUUGCUAAAAUAUCUCUCCUUUAAGAGAUUAUUUACAGAAUGCAUAUAGAAUUUCGAAGGCAAAAUUCAAGCAUCUCUCAUUGCAAAAUUGCAGUUUCUCAAGGGCCUUUGUAUCCACUUAUUACAUUUAAUCUAACAAACAUAAAAUAAAUAAUAUAUAACUUAUAAGUAUGCAAGUACUACUACUGUACUACUGGUCUUAACUUCCAUUCUGUCGGUGGGCCCAUUGGGUUAUUACUCGUUUCAGCCAGCGCACCAUCACUAGUAUAUCAAAGGCUGUGGUAUGUGCUAUCUGGUCUGUGGGAUGGUGCAUAUAAAAGAUCCUCUGUUACUAAUGGAAAAAUGUUGCAGGUUUCCUGUCUAUGACUAUGUCAAAAUAUAAAAUGUUUGAUUUAUGCUGAUUAAUAAAUAAAUGUACUCUGACAAUAUCCAAUUUUGUGGUUAAUAGCAGCACCUAGUAGAAACAGUUAACAAUACUAAAUUUAUUAAGCAAUAUAUUUAAGAUAAUAACAUUUUAAUUACAACCGAGGGAAAAAAAGAAAAGAAAUGUAACUUGCAUGAGUCAUGUGCAUCCCUCAGUAUUUUAAAAGGUUGUUCUUAAAAGAUUUCACAGAAAGAAAAAAAAAUCCUCUUGAAGACAAGAAAAAUUAAUGUUGCGAUCACAAAGCAUACAUGUAGGUACCUGGUACUCUAAAGUUUAUACAUGCAGACAAUAACAAGACAAUGCGACAGAUGGAUUGUUCCACCUUAACAAAUUUUUCCUUUUCAUUCAGUUUACAUAAACAUGUCAAUAAAUGACAAUUCAAAAGAUUAUAUGCUUUUGUGCUGUAAAAAUCCACGAUAAAUGCCCUGUACAUUUACUGGAAAAAUUAAUCUAGUAAAAUGGAUAUCAGCAACCUACUUCAAUUGCCAAAUUUAAAAUACCAUAAAAUAGGUACAUUUUAUACUACAAAUCGUCUGAACAUAAAUUAUAACAAUGUAGUAUAUAUUCUCAGACAGGUAACUGAUACGCCAUUACAAAUCAAAACUUUGAAAGACAGGAAACAUAGCCACACUAUGUGACAAGCAUAACAGUCUAAGACAACAUGUUUAAUAAAACACAUACACAGACAGAAAUGUAUUUGAUACAUAAACAAAAAACAUCUAACAAGCAUUCAAUAGAAGUAAAAACACAUAACUAUUGUAUAAUUGAACAUUAUAAAUUAUAUAAAUCAUAAAUAUGAUGUACCCUGUACAUGGAUGUUCAAUUCAAGAGCUGAAUUUAUGGAAGUCACAGGAUUUCAAAUUUUAUGGGAACACUUUUCGGCUCUGUGUCCUGUAAUCAUCAGCAAACAUGGCAAACUGUAGGGGCCUUUCAGCAAUUAUGUAAUGCAAAAUCUGCCCUUUUUUAAUACCCCUUCCUCACUGCAAUUUUAAGGGCACUCUCCUCUCUAAAAUUAUGUAACUCAUCAAAAGCACCCCUCCCAAUUUGCCUGCAUAAUGAUAUAAUAAUUUACAAAUAUUAUUGUAUACUGUUUGUAUAUACUGAUAUGUGUUUCAUUUGGUAAUAAAUCUAGAUAGAAAAUGAUCUGUUAUAGAACAAAAUAGCAAUAUCUGGUUGCAUUUCACUUUAUAAAUACAAAAUGAGACAAUUUUUCCCAAAAUGUUAUGUAACUCUUGACAAACAACCCCUCUUCCUUGCAUGGUAUCCUCUCCCCUCAGAGUAUUACAUAGUUGUUGAAUGGCCCCAAACCCUACUGAAACACUAGUGUGGAAUCCGGUGACUUGUGAAAUGUGAUCAUCACCAAGUUAUAUUAACUGUACGUAAGUUUUAAAUAUGGGCAAAAUAAGACAUGUAUUGUAAGUUACUAAAUACACACAUCUCUUUAGUAGUGCUACACCGGAUUAUGGGAUUGUUAUAAAUUCAGCAUCUAAUGUUAUAAAUUUAGCAUCUAAUGUUUAAGCUAUGAACAAUUUAACGAUGAAUUAAAGCAUGUAUUUUUAACAAGUUCUACAUUUCUGAUGUGUACAACAUAUUACAUUAGAAACCAAACAGCACUGUUAUUGCUGACUGUGCAUCUGAACACUAUAAAGCAUAAUAGUCAUGAAUUACAACCAUUCAUAUAUAUAUAUAUAUUAGGAAAAACCUUGAUAACUGCAUUAUUAUUUAGUUCUUCUUUGUCAUAAUGAUAACUUGACAUACAGCAAUUUAUUACACAAGUGGUCACUUGUAAUAGGUAAAAUAUGCUGCUGGAAAGAAAUAAGUGAACAUAUAAAUAACAACAGCAAAAAGUGUCAGCCACAGAAUCAGGAACUUACCCAUGAUACUGGCCUUCAAUCAGACAGCAAUGACAUUCAAUCCCACAUUUUACAUCUCUCUAGUUUAUACACAUCCCUACUCUAUUAUUGAAUUUGGUCUCAAAUACCAUGUGUUUCUUUGUUUCUUUCAUAGUUUCUGCAUUAGUGUAACAUACAAUACUACUGGAUGAUUUGAUGAUUACAAACAAAGGACCUUGUUGCUACAGGGCUUCUAGAAUAUUUAUAAAAUCCACUAGCCAUGGGAUCAGUGAUUUAAAACAUUUACUAACCUCAAUUAAAAAUUCACUAGCCCUACUUUACUUUAACUUAAGUUAAUACAA